UAGAACCAGUUGAGUUAUCACAUCGUUGAUAACGAUUUUAGCUGUUAUCAAGUGUCAACUAACAAAUUAAAAUUCGAAAUAGAAAUUAGAAAGGAAAAGUUAAGCUAAUAAAUUAUAGAAGUGCCUAAUUUUUCAACCCAAAAUAUAAAAUUUGUGACUAGUUAUCUAGAGACAAUUGUGUUUUAUUAGGAAUUAAUCGAAAGACUUCGAGUAAUGGCGCCCACAAAAGGUAAAACUGGCACUAAAGGCCAAAAACAAAUACUUGAGGAGAACGAGGCCACAUUGAAGUUUUAUAGAAAUAUGAUUGGAGCAGUUAGCGCUGUAUACAUAAUAGUUCAUUUAGCUAUUGGAAAUGUUUUUUCUCUUACAAACAUUUUUCUAUAUACUCUUGUUAUUGCAUCACAUGGUGGUAGCUAUAAAUUUAUGGCAUACAUGUCAGUUGCUAAAUUUACUGAAAAUGGUCAGUUACUUGAUGCCGGUACAGAUCUCAACAUGGAAGGUGGUUUAGCCGAGUAUACGAAAGACUUGAUUAUAUUAACAUCCGGUUGCCAAUUAUUAUCACUUAUUUCUAAUUACUUUUGGUUUCUAUGGCUCCUAGCACCUGGUCAAGCAUUCUGGAUAUUAUGGAAAAACUUUUUAGGACCCUAUUUUAUGCAAAAAGCACCAGAAGAUAAUUCACCAGAAAUAAAUGAGAAAAAACAAAAGAAAUUGGAAAGGAGGAAAAAACGACAGCAAAAUGUACGGUUUUAAUGAUUUUGGUUGAUAUAUUGAGCUUAAUUAUUAUUUUUAAAAUAAAUUAUAUUUUUGUUAUAACUUUGAAUUUUUUUUUUUAUACGACUUGAUAUAACAUUUUAUAAUUAUAUCUAUACAUUGUAAUUCUAUUUGUGUAUUCUUUAAAUAAUAUGUUCAUAUUUGUAAUUAUUAACAUCUAUAGUCAAUUACUAUGCUUAUUGCUUUUGAUGAAUGUGCUAAAAUAUGUUAUGUAUUGAUAAUAUAUCAAAAAUUCAUUAAGUGAAA
Molecule: messenger RNA, 1017 nt
Organism: Metopolophium dirhodum (rose-grain aphid)
Lineage: Eukaryota; Metazoa; Arthropoda; Insecta; Hemiptera; Aphididae
Product: transmembrane protein 208
Exons: 5
Coding region: 214-750 (178 amino acids)
Biological process (GO): vacuolar protein processing
Cellular component (GO): intracellular membrane-bounded organelle
Source: RefSeq, a predicted model, not a curated record